Molecule: messenger RNA, 1570 nt
Organism: Engraulis encrasicolus (European anchovy)
Lineage: Eukaryota; Metazoa; Chordata; Actinopteri; Clupeiformes; Engraulidae
Product: zinc finger protein OZF-like
Exons: 2
Coding region: 1-1461 (486 amino acids)
Source: RefSeq, a predicted model, not a curated record
AUGAAUGUGAAUGACAUUAAGGAAGAAGACAUCUAUGACUUUCUACCAGAGCAUUUGUCCACAGACAUGAAGGAUAGUGGUGCGUGGACACCAAUUUGCAAAGAAGAGCCGUGUUUAUCAGAUGGGAUUGAAGAAGGAGAGAAGUCUCAUGUAAUGCAAUUUAGUGGUGAUGAGAGCACUUCUACAAUUCAGCCAUCAACUCCUUCACAACAGGCAAUAUCUCUGAAGGUGAUUAAAGAGGAAGACAUGUAUGAUUUCCUCCCGGAGUAUUUGUGCAGAGCAAAGGAGGAAGAGAAUGAAACUGAUACAUCAUACGUGAAAGAAGAAGCCCUGGACAUGAAAAUGGAAGCGGACACAUCUCCAAUUGAAUGCAAUGAAGAUAUGUCCCCAAUAGGUGAACACCAGACAGCUCAUACUUGUGCGGACCAAACUCAGUGUACCACAAGUGAGAAGAGCUUUGAAACAAAACAUCAUUCAUCAAAGCGCAAGACAACCCUUGUAUCAGGAAAUCUAUUCAAAUGUGCAACAUGUGGGAAAGAAUUUGCAAACAAUGGUAAUCUCAAAAGGCACCAGAUAACCCAUACUGGGGAAAAGCCUUACCAGUGUGCUACAUGCGGAAAAGACUUUAAUCGGAAAGGUACCCUCAUCAUCCAUCAGAGAAUCCAUACUGGAGAAAUGCCCUAUGAGUGCACUACAUGUGGAAAAGGCUUUAUAUCAAAGGGUAUUCUCGACAAGCACCAGAUAGUCCAUACUGGAGAAAGGCCUUUUCUGUGUGCCCAUUGUGGAAAAAGCUUUAAUCAGAAAGGUCAUCUCAUUGCUCAUCAGAAAGCUCACAAUGGAGACAAACAAUAUCAGUGUUUAACAUGCGGAGCAGCCUUUUUACAGCCCAACGGUUUAGCUCGUCAUGAGAGAAUCCAUACUGGAGAAAGGCCUUACAAGUGUGCUACGUGUGGAAAGGACUUUAAAGAGAAAAGUCACCUGAUCACCCAUCAGAGAAUCCACACUGGAGAAAGGCCUUACCAGUGUGCUACAUGUGGGAAAGGCUUCAUACGGAAGUUUGCACUCAUCACCCAUCAGAGAAUCCAUACUGGAGAAAGGCCUUACCAGUGUUUAACAUGCGGAGCAGCCUUUUCACAGCCCAUCAGUUUAGCUUAUCAUGAGACAAUCCAUACUGGAGAAAGGCCUUAUCAGUGUUCUACAUGUGGAAAAGGCUUUGCACGGAAAAGUCAGCUUAUUACCCAUCAGAGAACCCAUACUGGAGAAAAGCCUUUCCAGUGUUUAACAUGCGGAGCCGCCUUUUCACAGCCCAGCAUUUUAGCUAAUCAUGAGAGAAUUCAUACGGGGGAAAGGCCUCACCAGUGUGCUACAUGUGGAAAAGGCUUUGCACGGAAAAGUCAGCUUAUUACCCAUCAGAGAACCCAUACUGGAGAAAUGCCUUGCUACAUGUGGAAAAUGUUUUGAAAAGAAAGGUCACAUCAUUUCCCAUCAGAGCAACCAUACUGGUGAAAGGCCUUACCAGUGUGCUACAUGUGGAAAAGGCUUUGUACAUAAAUUUAAUCUCAAAACACAC